AUGGAUAAACAAGACGUGGUCCAUGCCUACAAAGAAUGCUACUCAGCCAUAAAGAGAAGAGAAGCCCUGCUCUGUGCUACGACGUGGACGAACCCUGACAACAUUGCGGUGGAUGGACCCGCUCCAGGCCGCUCUAGGCCGUUCGGCUCGACUGUUUGCUGGCCGCUCGCGCUUCCCGCCCCGUCCCGCGGGAUCGACGUCUCUCUGCACCAAUCGGAGGCCGCCGCGGUCCCAGGCCUGCCCCCCCGCCACCUUCCACCCCUGGGCAAGCGGCUGCGCACGCGCACUCGCCGAAGGCUGAGGCGGAGACGACUGGAGGCCCGAGCAGCCCGCGUGGGCUUGAGGGGAGCUCGCCCGGCCAUGCGGGCUCUCAGGGACCCGGUUGCCGCCGCCCCUGUUCCGGGCGGCCCGCGGGCCCAGGUGUCUAUUAUUCUCCCAGUGCACAAUGCUGAACGCUGGUUGGAUGAGUGUUUGAAGUCUGUUUUACAGCAGGACUUUGAAGGAACCAUGGAGCUCUCAGUCUUCAAUGAUGCCAGUCAGGACAAGUCUAUGACUAUAAUUGAAAAAUGGAAAGUGAAGUUAGAAGAUUCUGGUAUCCUUGUGGUCAUUGGAGGUCAUGAUUCUCUUUCUCCCCGAGGAGUUGGAUAUUCUAAAAAUAGGGCAGUAGCCCAGAGCUCAGGGACCUACCUUUGCUUCUUGGAUUCAGAUGAUGUGAUGAUGCCGCAGAGGGUGAGGCUGCAACACGAAGCCGCUGCUCAGCACCCCAGAAGUAUUAUCGGCUGCCAGGUAAGAAGAGACCCUCCAGGCUCCACUGAGCGGUACACGCGCUGGAUCAACCAGCUGUCGGCUGACCAGCUUCUCACCCAGGUUUUUACCUCAAAUGGCCCGACGGUGAUCAUGCCCACCUGGUUCUGCUCCAGAGCGUGGUUUUCCCACAUUGGCUGGUUUGAUGAGGGUGGACAGGGCAUCCCCGAGGACCUGCUCUUCUUCCAGGAGCAUCUCCGCCAGGGUGGCCAUGUCAUCCGUGUGGAACAGAGCCUCCUUCUCUACCGCUACCACCCGCAGGCCACCUCGCUGUCCGUCCUCGAGUGA
This is a messenger RNA of Orycteropus afer afer, 1092 nucleotides long. It is a transcript of the gene B3GNTL1, whose product is annotated as UDP-GlcNAc:betaGal beta-1,3-N-acetylglucosaminyltransferase like 1. The transcript has 9 exons. The record is from RefSeq and is a predicted model, not a curated record. NCBI's taxonomy places the organism in Eukaryota, Metazoa, Chordata, Mammalia, Tubulidentata, Orycteropodidae. Bases 1 to 1092 code for a protein of 363 amino acids.